Harpegnathos saltator (Jerdon's jumping ant) is the source of this 2026-nucleotide messenger RNA. It is a transcript of the gene Rab27, whose product is annotated as RAS oncogene family member Rab27. The coding region runs from base 171 to 803 and encodes 210 amino acids. The transcript is spliced from 5 exons. The record is from RefSeq and is a predicted model, not a curated record. Gene Ontology annotation, molecular function: GTP binding; GTPase activity. NCBI's taxonomy places the organism in Eukaryota, Metazoa, Arthropoda, Insecta, Hymenoptera, Formicidae.
UUAAGAGGGAAGUCUGUACCCCCUGGAGCCCUGGUGCAGAUGAAGGCACUAUUCGUGGAGUUGGAGUUCGAUCGCCGCUCCAGAACCCUCUUAAGGAUCUCUAAAAACCACCAGCCUUGAGUUCUCUUGCUGAAAUGCUCGCAAAUUGAGGAUCACCUAACGCGUCGGAGAUGGAUCUAAAUUACGACUAUUUGAUAAAGUUCCUGGCACUGGGUGACUCCGGUGUCGGCAAGACAAGCUUCCUUCAUCAAUACAUUGACGGCACUUUCAAUGCCAGAUUUAUAUCCACUGUUGGAAUUGACUUUAAGGAGAAACGAAUGAUAUAUCGAACGGCAAAUGGUAGAAACCGACGAGUGCAUUUGCAGCUCUGGGACACAGCUGGUCAGGAACGGUUCAGAAGUUUAACCACAGCCUUUUACCGGGAUUCCAUGGGUUUCCUACUAAUUUUUGACCUGACCAAUGAGCUGUCGUUCCUUGAAGUUAGAAACUGGCUGGAACAUCUUAGGACACACGCGUAUUGCGAUGAUCCAGACAUAAUUCUCUGUGGCAACAAGUCCGAUCUUGAGGAUAAACGCGUCGUCAGCAAGGACAAGGCACUAGACCUCGCUAAGAAGCAUGGCUUGAUCUAUUUGGAGACAAGUGCUGCAACCGGGGAAAACAUCGAGCUCGCUGUGGAUUUAUUAUUAGACUGCGUAAUGCGCAGAAUGGAGACCACGGUGGACAAGAUGGUGUUGCCGCAUCAAAAAGUUUUAAGAUGUCACGAGAGCGACACCCCACCGUCUAGCAGUUUCUGCUACUGCUGACAGUACCGGUAUAUGUAGUUACCUAACUACUCUGUUUGCCGAUAUAUACAUAUAUACAUAAUAUGCACGCCAAAGAGGGAAAAAUAUUGAAUAUUGAAACUGACAUUUCGAUUGGCGAGACGAAUGUUAAUUUUAUCAACGUACUUUCGUCGCGUACUUUCAAGGAUCUUUUAUUAAUGCAUUGUUACCGCAUAUACUAAAUGUCUUCCAUCGUAUCUAACUCUCUCUCGAGUGAAAAUGUUCCUCGACUUGGGGGAACUUACUGACACUCAAUUAGUAUAUUUAUACAAUGUUGAAUCUCGUCUUCUACGGGAAGUUACUCGUUUCCUAAAACCUUAAUUACUUAUCCUUUUCUAUGAAAACUCUCUUUUAUAUCAUCGUGUUCCGAUGUUGUUUGUUCUUGAAUAAUGAUGUUUGUAAACAUUUUAAAUGUCGGCCGACUAGAAAAAUGUGUUCUAUAUUCGACGAUAAUAUAUAUACUAAUCUUUUCUAUUACUGUUAUACAUUAUAUUACACAUAUAAGAUGCUUAAUAAAUCGAUCUUUUCUUACUUGCUAAAGUAUGAUAUGCGAUCGAUGUGGCAGCAAAUGUUUCGAAAGUUACGGUGAAUUACCUUCGACUAUAUCACGUAUUUUUGAUGACGUUAUUAUAAACCAAAGUUGAUAUAUUUAAUCGUAAGUGAUAAAUUUAAUUAUAUGUGACGCGUACGUAUAUCUACGCAUACAUAUAAUAAUCUUCCUAUUGGCAAUAUUUAUCUCAUAAUUGAAGUAUUAGAGUGAGUUGCAGUAUAAUAAUUUAUAGUUUUUAUGUAUUCUUAUAUAACAUAUUGUGUAAAUAUAAUAAGAGACUAAUUCGUAUAUACAAUAUGUGUACAUGGACACAAUAUAACUCUAAAUUAUUAUAUUGUGAUUCACUAAUAUUUUAAUUAUAAAAUAAAUGCUGUUAGCGUUGAAGAGAAUUAUGUACUUGGUUCACAUAUAAAUGUUUAAAGAUAUAUAUAUCGAUACUAAUUGUGAUAAUCAUAAAAUGGGUACCUUUUUCCUUUACCUUUCUUCAACAUGCUCUGGUUAUAUUACGAUUAUCAAUAAUGACGGUAUAUUAUAAUAGAGGAAGAAUGUCAUUGGUAAUAGCACGCAACAAAGUACAAGAUGUUGAAGAUCGAUGAUGAAAAAUUGAAUGACGAAUAUUGAUCCGACAAAUAAACUUUUCGAAACGACAAGUAAA